AUGGUAGCUGUCGAGCACUAUCCACGACGUCUCCUGCUGCUUUCUUGCGGUUUUCUAAACAUGUCAGCUCUUAUGCUGUUCGUUCUCAGUGCACAGCUUCAGAAUAUAUGGGAUGCGUGUAAUUUCGCGUUGGGCCCGAUAUCGUGGUUCAUUACGGCGGAACUGGUGCCAUUGCAGUACAGGGCGCUAUGCCAAUCGCUUGCGCUCUCUUCUAAUCAAGCAAUCGCUUUGAUUCUUUGCUUCAUCACUCUACCGCUAUAUGAUAAAAUUGGGUCGCUUGUCCUUCUGCCAUUAUUCGUUAUUCCUGGGUUGGCGGCAAUGUUCUAUCUUCUGCUCUACCUGCCGGAAACUCGCUCCAGGAAUAUUGACGAAGUGAUUCUAGAACUUAAGGGUGGAAUCAAGUCUUCUGCAGAACCGAGUCCUCAGACAGCCCAAACGUGA
Cooperia oncophora is the source of this 441-nucleotide messenger RNA. Lineage: Eukaryota; Metazoa; Nematoda; Chromadorea; Rhabditida; Trichostrongylidae. The record is from the annotation of a GenBank genome assembly.